This is a messenger RNA of Dichomitus squalens LYAD-421 SS1, 390 nucleotides long. RefSeq names its product immunomodulatory protein. NCBI's taxonomy places the organism in Eukaryota, Fungi, Basidiomycota, Agaricomycetes, Polyporales, Polyporaceae. The transcript is spliced from 2 exons. The annotation marks the transcript as partial. The record is from RefSeq and is a predicted model, not a curated record.
CUGUCCACGGUCCUCGCCCAAACGGGCAAAUUCAACACCAAUCUUACCUACGACCAGAUCUACGACAACGGCGACGAGUCCACGCAGGCGAUCGCAUGCUCCAACGGCGCGAACGGCGUCAUCGACAAGGAAGGUGCCCUCACGCUCUCCGAGAUUAUCGGCUGGCCCAACAUCGCUGGGGCGCCCGCGAUCAAGCACUGGAACUCCCCCAAUUGUAGCACGUGCUGGGAGCUCACCUACAACGACGCCAUUCUCCACGUCUUCGCGAUCGACACCGCGACGGACGGGUUCAACGUCGGGCUGAACGUCAUGAACAACCUCACCAACGGCAGCGCCGUGGACCUGGGGCGGGUCGCUAUCACGGCAGUGCAGGUGCUUGCCGCGGCAUGU